UGACAGUUGGUACCGACCUGAUCCAGCUCCGCAGCUGGUAUACUUAAAGCAGACAGUCCGAGAGGGCCAGCUGCGUCUUUCUUGCCGAGAAGUAAUCGCCAAGCUGAGUGCUCUCGACUUGCCGUUUGGUGAUGUUUUAAGGAUUAGAAAACGUUUCCGAAUACAGAAUGUAGGUAAUGGUCCUCUAAAUGUCACAGCUGAGAUGGAAGCACCGUGGCGCUUUGUACUGGAGGACAGAAAAGAACCUGGUCUACCUUGUGGCACUGGCUGUGGUUGCUAUCACCGGGCAACGAGAAAACGACUUGAUCUCCUGCCUCUUCAUCUUGAACCUAGAAGCUCUUUAGAGAUGUGCGUGGAGGUGUGUUGUGAUGCUGCGGAGAUUUGGCCGACUACAGCUGGUGCCCCACCAUGCCAGUCGCCGUCGUAUCCCCCUCGACGGAGAACCGUCACGCCUCUUGUGUUCCAUGAUGGCGACAACUUGCUUGCUACUCAGCUUCUAGUACUCGACGUGGAGUUUCCAAUUCUCAAAGUGGAGCCGGUUAGUAUUGACUUCGGGUUUGUCACCGACGGCGAUACCAGGAAGACUUACUUCACUGUCGCACACACUUGCCGAGAUCAAAAACUAGACUUAACUAUCCAAUGGGUGGGUAGUAAAGGAUUUGAAGUGUGGCCACUACAGUGUACCGUCUCGCCCUCCGACUCUCAACGUAUUUACGUUCAAUAUACAGCUAAAUGGUCGGGAGGACUAGCGGAGGGUUGCGUGUCGGUGAGUGCGGCAGGCAGCAGCUGGUGCAGCGCCGCAGUGCCCGCCCGCGCCGCGCCCACACGAGACUUCAAGUGUCACCGUCCUCACCACGACUACACUGACGACGACCGUCUGUAACCACCCGGAUGCGUUCAC
Molecule: messenger RNA, 901 nt
Organism: Achroia grisella
Lineage: Eukaryota; Metazoa; Arthropoda; Insecta; Lepidoptera; Pyralidae
Exons: 6
Source: RefSeq, a predicted model, not a curated record